Messenger RNA from Lindgomyces ingoldianus, 4366 nucleotides. RefSeq lists its product as uncharacterized. The coding region runs from base 337 to 4269 and encodes 1310 amino acids. Gene Ontology annotation, molecular function: ATP-dependent chromatin remodeler activity; ATP binding; DNA binding. Gene Ontology annotation, biological process: positive regulation of transcription by RNA polymerase II. Gene Ontology annotation, cellular component: nucleus. The transcript has 2 exons. Lineage: Eukaryota; Fungi; Ascomycota; Dothideomycetes; Pleosporales; Lindgomycetaceae. The record is from RefSeq and is a predicted model, not a curated record.
CUCCUUACGAGAGAGGGUGGUAAACCUGCGUGAAGCCGUAGUCGGGGCUUUUAUAUAAGCAGAUUCCGCUCACUCUCUUCUAUUUAUUGCGUACGACUCGUCUUUUGACAUUUUCACCUGAAAGCUGCCAUAUCUAGGUCUCGACGCGCCCUCUGCGCGAAAGUUCACUGCUGAGAAUUGGCCCUCACCACGCGCCUUUUCACGUGCCCCUCACCUCCAUGGGGUAUUCACUAGACGCCGCCCUCCCUCUUUAGUAGUCCCAUCUCUAUUAAUCACUGUACAUUCCCCCUCCCCUCUUCUCUCUCGCUCUCCUCUAUAUCACCCAUCUGCACUGCCAUGGACCGGUCGCGAAUCACACCGGGCUCGCUAUCGACUACACCCCAGAAGCACAAACGUGGAGGACUCGAGGAUCUCCUCGCGAAGUUUGGAUCGCGAUCCUCGGCAACAUCCGUCACAAAAGCCAGGAAACUCUCCGCCGUUGUCCCAAACCAGCACACUCCAACCCCAACAGUGACUGAAGGCAGGAGCAAACGUGAGUUCACACCAGACACGCCCUACCUCACCACUGCUCCGACUCCAAAGAUGGGAUCAUUACUCAGCGUCCCCGCUCUCUCUGACACCUCCGCCAAAAAAUUGUGCUCACCGUCGUCCCCCCAAUCAAGCGGAGACGAGCUCGCUAAAACUCCUAUCAUCGCAACCAGGCCAGCUACGAGAAUUCGGACACUGCCGCCUAACGAACUCAAGAUGGAGCGUAGGAAAUGGGGCAGGGACGAGCAGCCGCGGAGGAGCAGCAGACGCCAAAGGGCGGGCACCAUUCUCCAGUCUGAUACUGUCAAUGAUGACGAGGAUGACGAACUUCAGUACAAAGAAAUUAAGCCCAAGGCGCCUCUGCGCAUGAAGUUAGAUACGGCCCGUAAUAGGUUGCGAGACGAUAUUGCCCUGCAGUCUAAGGCAAAGGCAAACAACUUCUUCAUCGCCAAUAAGCGGUUCUUCUUGCCUCUUCUCCCGCAAAAUAACUAUAUUUCCAAACUUGCCUCAAAAUCUGGUGUUGACGCUUCCAUUGUUGAAUACAAAGAAUUAACCGAGCAGCCGAAAGGGGUAACAGCGACCAUGAAGCCAUACCAAUUGGCUGGCCUGUCAUUCCUUGUGCACCUCUACAACAACGGCUUCUCGGGUAUUCUCGGCGAUGAGAUGGGGUUAGGCAAAACCCUACAGACCCUUUCCCUCUUCCAAUAUCUAGAAGAGCAAGACAAGAAGUCUCGGGUGUCUUCCGAAGAACUUCGACCUUAUCUCGUCGUCUGCCCACUGAGCGUCUUGAACUCCUGGGUGAAUGAAGCACAGAAAUGGGUUCCAGGUCUCAAGGUCCUUCGUAUGCACGGCACCGUCAAAGAGCGAAACCGGCUCAAGCGGGUCGCUCUGGGCGCCGAGGACAUGUACAGACACGAGACAUCCCAUUCCAAAAAUCGAAGAGCCUCUAGAAAAGCUGGUCGUGGCGUUGCAAAACCAAAGAAUCCAGGCGCAAAGUCCUACAAGAUCAUUGUCACCACCUACGAAGUCUUUCAGGCGGAGGCAUCUUGGUUCAGGCAAGCCUUCAUUUGGCGCUAUGCCGUCCUGGAUGAAGGCCAUAAAAUCAAGAACAGCGUGACGCAGAUUUCCACGGCGUUGAAGGGCGUCAGUGCAGAGUACCGACUGAUUCUCACGGGCACUCCUCUCCAGAACAAUCUUGUGGAGAUGUGGGCUCUCCUUGCGUGGCUCUACCCGGACGUGUUCACGGCAUCGACGGAGAUAUUAUUUAAAGAAUCUUUCGAUCUCACCCGAGGCAAAGUGAACCAACAGACCAUGGAUGAUGCGCGCCACUUGCUCGAACUCAUCAUGCUCCGUCGCAUGAAGAACAGCCCCGGCGUCAACUUGGGCUUGCCGCCAAAAGAGGAGGUGCUGCUGUACGUGCCUCUCACGCCGAUGCAGCGAUUUUGGUACACACGUCUGCUCACACGUGUCGGUGACGCUAUUCUCGAUGAGCUAUUCACUAAUAUUCAGAGAAAAGAGCAAGACGCCAUCCGGAAGGAGAAACAUGAAGACGAGCUCUGGAAUAAGAUGGAGGAAUUGGAGAAGCAAGCUGAGUCGGGCGAAAAGCUACGUGAAUGGGAAGAGACGGUCGCCAUCAUGAAGCAGGCGUUGGUACAAGAGCAGUCCGACACCAGUAAUCGAGGCGCUUGGCAGAAGCUUAUGAACCUUAUCAUGCAGCUUCGUAAGUGCUGCUCUCAUCCCUACUUGCUACCUAACGCUGCCCCGGAGCCGUACUAUCUCGGAGACCACGUCAUUCGCGCUUCCGGUAAGUUUAUCCUCUUGGAGAAAUUGCUCAGGGACACCAUCUUCAACAAGGGAAAGAAAGUUUUGAUUUUCUCUGGAUUUGUCCGGACUCUUGAUUGCUGUGAAGACCUAUUGGCUCUCAUUGGGGAGCGUGGGAAAGUGUUUAAGUACCUUCGGCUUGAUGGCAGUACCGCACGAGCUCGACGAAACCUGGACAUCCGCAUGUUCAACAACUCAGAUUCGGAGUACAAGGUUAUGCUUCUGUCCACCCGAGCUGGUGGUUUGGGAAUCAAUCUGACCAGCGCCGAGGAUGUCAUUUUCCUCGAUGAGGAUUGGAACCCUCAAAUCACGCUGCAGGCUGAAGCCAGGGCUCACAGGAUUGGCCAGACAAAGAAAGUCACAAUCUACAAGCUCUGUACGCAAGGAACAGUUGAAGAGCAAAUGAUGGGCCGUAUUCGAAAGAAACUGUACCUAUCAGCUAAGAUCACGGAAUCUAUGCGCAGCAUCCACGGUGAGCAAACGUCUACUAAGGGUAAAGGACGUAUGGCGAAUGGAGACGAUCUACCCCAAAUGGACACAACGCAGCUCAAAUCACUGGUCCGGCGGGGAGCUCAGACACUGUCGCACCCUGAGAUCGAUGCCACAGAGAUGUUGUCGUGGGAUCUAGAAACCAUGCUCCAAAAGUGUCGUGACAAGCCCUCAGAUCCACAAGCCAACCCUGAGGCCUCAGCUUCAGAACUCGAUGAAGAGAAAUGGCUCUCAGCCAUGGAACGUGUAGAAUGCGCUAUUUUCGAUGGCAAACGGUAUCAAUACGAAUGCAACGACUACUUCGGCACUUCCUCAGCGAACAUCCUCCCGACCGAAAUCACGCGCGAGGACAGACGCAAAGGCAAGAAUACGACCGUCAUGAUCGACGGGUUCGCUAUCAACAAAGAGUCACUCAACUGCAACAACUGGGAAGCCGUUCCAAUCUUCGCUGGUAAAGACCCCCGACUCGCAGACGUUAAGCGCGAAAAGCGACCCAAGAUUGUCCACGAGAAGCAUUGUCUAAUCUGCUAUGAAGAACCGAAUGGCAAGAACGACGAACUCAUCCCAUGCAAAGGCUGCCCACGAUCCUACCACCACGAUUGCCUCGAAAAAGACUUCCAAACCAAAGUCCAGAGCUGGAAUGGUUUCUACUGCCCACAACACGAGUGCUUAGAUUGCGGGAAGAAGACUUCGGAUGCAGGCGGUUUGAUCUAUCGCUGUCGUUGGUGCAAAGACGGGUAUUGCGAAGACUGCCUGGAUUGCGGUAAAGAAGAACUUAUCGGAGAAAACUUACCUGAGUUUGAGAUGCUGGGGGAGGGACCAUCUAGUCAGGGGUUUUACAUCAAGUGCCCGAAUUGCGUAGAGUAUGCGCAAACGGACAGGAAGGGUAGAGAGUGGAUGGAGAGUAUGGAGCAGAGCUAUCAAGAGCAAUAUGAAGAGCAUGUGAAGCAGCGGGAGGAGGAGCAUCGUGCGUAUGAGAAAGAACAGGAUGAGCGCGAGAAGAAGAAAGAAGAACAGGCCAAGGUUGGUAUGAAUCUCCCACCGCAACAAGAGCGGCUACAGCCAGCGCAAUAUUCAUGGCAGAACGGUCGCUUCUCCCCAAUCGCCGACGACGAUGUAGACUCCCCGCCUGCAAUGACAGACACCAGUUUCCUGACCCCAGCACCUGGUGAGUCCGGCGUAUCGACUCCAAUGUUCCCACAAUCUAGCACGAAUGUGUCUAGUCUUAUUCCGAGCGCCAUGAACCUCGAUGCGAGCAAGAAGCGACCGCUGGGCGAAAAUGCGGAUAUGGCUGCGGGUGCAAGUUUCGGUCCCGCGAAGAGGAUGAAGAUGUAUGGAGGAGGUGAUGUCGGCGAUGUUGAGAAGAAGAUCUGGAAUAUAGAGGAUGAUCCGUUGUUAGCUGCGUUUGGGGACGAGGGAUCAUUGUCUUGAAUCGCAAACCCAAAUCAUCUUAGAUGGGUUGGGCGUCAUGGUGGAGCAUGAACAAUGAACGGGCAAGGUGAGGGAAGAGAAACGUGUUGGCGACCAU